This is a messenger RNA of Phialemonium atrogriseum, 2232 nucleotides long. RefSeq lists its product as uncharacterized. The transcript is spliced from 4 exons. The record is from RefSeq and is a predicted model, not a curated record. Gene Ontology annotation, biological process: DNA-templated transcription; positive regulation of transcription by RNA polymerase II. The annotation marks the transcript as partial. Gene Ontology annotation, molecular function: DNA binding; DNA-binding transcription factor activity, RNA polymerase II-specific; zinc ion binding. Lineage: Eukaryota; Fungi; Ascomycota; Sordariomycetes; Cephalothecales; Cephalothecaceae.
CAGUGGGGGUGACAUCACAGCUGGGCCAGCCCAAUUUUCCAGCGCUGAGAAACUCUCCCUGCGUCGACAGCCUCACCAGCAGCCAUGAGUGACGAUGUCGAUGCGUCAAGAACCGGCGACGAGUCCCCGCCCCAACUCGGCUCGUCGGCCAAGCGAAAGCGCACUAGCCGAGCCUGCGAUCAAUGCCGCGGCCGAAAGCACAAAUGUGACGGACGGCAACCGACUUGUACACCGUGCUCCAUGUCGGACUCGCCAUGCAACUACGGUUUAGGCAUUAAGAAGCGUGGUCUUCCGACGGGAUACGUGCGGUCUCUAGAGCUGUUGUGGGCACUCGUGUUCGCCGUCGUCCCGAACGGAGAAAAGAUUGUGUCCGACCUCCUGGCCGACCUUGAGUUCGCUCUCGAUUCCGGGGGAAAAUUGACAUUGGUCAGCAAGUUGGUUGGCGACCCAGAAACUCUGAGGCAGACGUGGGUGAAGAGCCGCAUGCAAAUAGAGCUGGAACGCCGUUUAUCGAGACUGGAGGCGAGUGUCGAUGCCAACCCGAAUGUCGUGAACAGCUCUGGGGUGGAGAAUUCUGCCCUCGAUCUGUCUCGGUUUGGUGUCGCCCGGUUCGAUCCCAUUCGGCGGAGCUCGCCAGACCAAAGUAUUCAAGACCCCGAGUCUUCCAUGUUGCCUGAAAUAGCCCCUCGUAAUACAACGUCGAAUAAGGGGCAACCAUUGUCAGAGAACAUACAACCACUCGCAUUUCCGCCGUAUGCUCAGCGCCUCCUCGAAAUAUAUUUUUCCUACACCAACUGCUGGCUGCCCAUUGUUGAAAAGCACAAAAUGUUCGAGGUUCUUUACUCCUCUCCGAGAUCCCUUGCCACCAGCAAGGGGGAUGAAUGCACACUUUGGGCCAUUCUUGCAUACUCAUCUCUUCAAGAAGCACGAGGACACGUCGAUGCCGCACCGAUAGACGGGCGGGAUGGCGAAGGCACUCACCUGACGCCUCGUCGGAUGUACGACCAGGCCAAGAGGUCAAUGCCGGACGAGGAGGAGAGUCCAGAACUUGGCCAUGGGAAGGCGUUUCUCAUACUUGGCCUAUAUCAGAUGUAUCGAGGGGCCUUGUCCGCUGCCUGGCGGCUCGUCGGCCGCUCGGUUAGGGCCUCCCUUGAGUUACAAAGGCGACCGCCUAUUCCGACAAGCGACACAGACGAAAACCAAACCCGCACUCUCCUUGGCUGCUUCGUGCUUGAUACAAUCGUGUCAAGCCAUCUGGACAAGCCACCCCACCUGAGAAGCACAGAUAUCCGGCAUUUGCCAACACUCGCAGAGACCGGCCCAAACGAGUGGGAGCCCUGGGCUCCGCCGCACAGUCAAUGGCUGAACCCCGUGCCCGGUCCACCGGAGCCCAUGCGAGGAGUCAGCACAUUCAACCUCUUCGUCGACAUAAUUCGCAUUCUAAACGACGUCAUGUGGGAGCCAGUGGUGGGAUCACCAGACCAGGCUGCCGCAAAACAUCUGGCGUCUCUGAGUCAUUGGUCCGAUCACCUCCCGCACCACUGUGCUCUCCCAUGGCUUUUGGAUCCGGGUCAUUCAGCCGUUCCGACCAGGCUUUCCCCUCAGCUUGUGAACCUUCAUCUUGCUUUCAAGACCACAUUAGUUCUAUUGAGGAAACAACACACCUCACCGACAACACACUGGAUGCCCUUCGAUCAACGCUUCCCUGGACCUAAGCGUCAUUUGAUUCUCCGCCUUCUCUCAAUCUACGACGAGAAAUUUGGCAAUCCCGUCACUCCCCCCAUCUUCGCCAGCUACAAAUCUUUAAGCGACAAGGAAAAUGGUUACAUACCGUCGGGCUUGAACGCCGAACUCGAAACCCCGGAUUCGCACCGAGUAGCACGCCUCCGAUUCGGGAGACCUACGCUGGACCCUGCUGUCGACAGCUCGACGGAAGACGCCAUGUCAGCAACCCCGGGCGACAGUAUUGCAGCUUCACAUUCCGAACAGACGUUUCCAUUCGGUCUCUCAGAGGGCUCUUACGCGGUACCAACAGACAUGAGCAGGAGUCAGCAUCAACUCUCACUAGAACAUGUAGAUUUCGGACAUGCCGGGGAAGCCUCACACGAGCACCCCGGUGUCAUUACGAUGGGUGGAUUUCCUCUGCCUGAUAAUAACUUUAUUGGGGAGCUGGGCUCCCUGGACGGCAUAGAAUGGGAUGCCCAAUCAUCCGAGUUCAUGCAGAAUCUGGGC